Molecule: messenger RNA, 1488 nt
Organism: Vanessa tameamea
Lineage: Eukaryota; Metazoa; Arthropoda; Insecta; Lepidoptera; Nymphalidae
Exons: 6
Coding region: 1-1488 (495 amino acids)
Biological process (GO): sensory perception of smell; detection of chemical stimulus involved in sensory perception of smell
Cellular component (GO): plasma membrane
Molecular function (GO): olfactory receptor activity; odorant binding
Source: RefSeq, a predicted model, not a curated record
AUGGAGAUUGAUUCUCCUCCUGAACCUCCUGAUUCAGGUGGCUCAAUAGAAACUUUUACCGAUACUAUUUCUCCUCCCUCUGUACCUGUUUCUCGAAAACGCCUCGCCCAAGCAGCAAACUCCUUUCUAGCGAAUCCUAUUGUCGAAAUGUGCAAGUAUAAAGCUAUGGUACCGACUUUUAAUGUAACUAGAAUGGGAUUGAUUAAGGGUAUUCCCGUGGACUGGACGAUGGAAGAACUUGCUUUAAAACUCAGUGUCGAUCCCAACCUAGGUGUUUUAAGUGCUCUAAAUCCCACACAGUCAACCUAUCCCUACAACAACCAGGUCCUAUCGGAAGACUGUUAUCAGUACUCCUCGCCCAAGAUCACCUCUUGGGAAAGGACUAUCUUCCUUGCAGGUAUUCCUUUGUUCUUCUACAUAAUAACAUUAAUCGGGGGUGUAAGUUACUUCUACACUUACAUUGUCUCCAUGUUCUGGAUGGUGUUCUUCCGCUACGGUCGAUCGGAUAUACAAGCGACAGCUAUAGCUAUUGCCUUUAGCACCUGCAGCGUCACUUGUAUCACGAACAAAGAAUUGAGGAACACUGUCCACAAAUUUUUAAAAUGCGACUCUCAAGUCAUACCCAACACAAGAUUUGCUAAGAAUCUGCGUAAGGAGCUUCGAGUUGUCAAGAAACGGGCGACAGCUAUUUGGUUAUUGCUCGUCUCUGAUGGUGGUAUUUUCCUGGUGAUACCAUUUAUCGUCCCUGGAAGGCAAUUUACCGUCGAAGUCUACUUACUUUAUGGUUUAGAACCCAUGCUGGAGACACCCAAUUACGAAAUAGCAAUUUGCAUCAUGACUUUAAGUGUUGGGUUUGCCGUUUACAUAAUGGUCAGUGUCGCGGUAUACGUCAUAGUUAUCGUUGGUUACAAUGAAGCACAAUUAAAUGCUCUCAGCGAAGAACUAAAUAACGUAUGGGAUGAUAGUAAAAACUUCUACAAUCACGUUAAGCAUAGAGUAACCGAUAAAGUACACGCUGUAUACAUCCAAAAGCAAAUAAUGAAUGAAUUCAUAAGAAUCCGUCUGAGAGAUAUCAUAAAGUUUCACAUUGCAAAUAUUAAUCUUCUACACGAAUUGGAUGAAGAGUUUGGACCCACACUAGCAGUUGAAUACAGUAUUAUGGCAAUUUCUUUGAUAGCUGGACUACUUGGUGGAUUAGAAAAUACGUAUCUUCAACUACCAUAUGCAAUUGUCCAAAUAUUUAUGGACUGUCUGGCUGGACAGCGACUGAUGGAUGCUUGUGAUAAUUUUGAGAAAUCUGUUUAUUCUUGUCAAUGGGAAAACUUCAAUGUAAGCAAUCAGAGAACUAUACGCUUGAUGUUGAUGAUGUCACAGAAAACUCUGAUGCUAUCAGCCGGUGGAGUCGCUAAGUUAAAUUUUAAUUGCUUGAUGAUUAUAUUUAAGUCGACUUAUUCGACAUAUACGACAUUAAAAUCAACGGUGAAGUAA